Fusarium proliferatum ET1 is the source of this 1845-nucleotide messenger RNA. RefSeq lists its product as uncharacterized. Gene Ontology annotation, biological process: transmembrane transport. The transcript is spliced from 4 exons. Gene Ontology annotation, molecular function: transmembrane transporter activity. NCBI's taxonomy places the organism in Eukaryota, Fungi, Ascomycota, Sordariomycetes, Hypocreales, Nectriaceae. Bases 1 to 1845 code for a protein of 614 amino acids. The record is from RefSeq and is a predicted model, not a curated record.
AUGUCACAAACAACCUCCCAGGCCCCUGGACCAGCCAUGCCAAUUACACAACUUGACGGUAUCAACGACAGAGGCUCAGCGGCAAACCAAGUUUGCAAUCAACACCACUCUGUUCGAGAAACGCCGGUCUCCAACUUAGGUAACAUCCAUGACGCUUCCAGCUCCGAUGAACCCGGCAUCCAGAGUCCCAAAUCGAAGAAGACUCUGCUUCAGAUCGCAACGGUCAUGUCCUCACUCUGCGCCUGUGUCUUCCUCGCCGCACUUGAAUUGACAAUUGUGUCAACGGCACUUCCAACCAUCGCCGCCCAUUUUGCAUCUGAUUCGGGUUAUACUUGGAUAGGCACAUCUUUUGUCCUCGCCCACACUGCCUCGACACCACCCUGGGGCAAGAUUUCCGAUAUCUGGGGUAGAAAACCCAUAUUACUCGUCGCCAAUGUCAUAUUCUUUGCGGGUAGCCUUGUUUGUGCUCUGGUUGAUGACCUGGCGGUCUUUAUCGCUGGGCGGGCCAUUCAAGGAUUGGGCGCUGCUGGGAUGCAAACGCUGGUGAAUAUCUGUAUCAGCGAUAUGUUCUCACAACGGGACCGGGGGCUAUACUAUGGACUGACAUCGAUUGUCUGGGCCGUUGCGUCUGGAAUUGGUCCUGUACUUGGAGGCGCACUUACGGAUCGGUUGAAUUGGAGAUGGUGUUUUUGGAUCAACUUACCAAUCACCGCUGCAGUCUUUGUUCUCUUAUUCUUCACCCUCAAACUCCCAUCUCCCAACACCCCUGUUUGGGCAGGCCUGAGAGCCAUCGACUGGCCCGGCAGCUUUCUCAUCAUAGGAGGGACUCUAAUGCUGCUACUCGGUCUUUACCUUGGCGGCGUGUACGAGCCUUGGAACUCUGCAACAGUGGUGUCUCUCAUAGUUUUUGGUGUGGUCACUGGCGUGUUGUUCAUAUGGAAUGAGUGGAAGUUGGCAGAGUUUCCUGUUUUGCCAGUACAUCUCUUCAAGACCUGUUCAUCCUCUUCAGCAUACGCCGUCACAUUCUUCCAUGCGUUUGUGUUUCUCGGUGUUGCCUAUUACCUCCCGUUAUACUUUCAAGCAGUUCUCCUAGCGAGCCCACUGCGCUCGGGUGUGUUACUUCUCCCUUUCAUCUUACCCAUCUCGAUUUCUGCUGCUCUUACUGGGGCCUACAUCCAGUUCAGUGGCAAGUAUCUUCUUGUCUCUCGUGUCGGGUUGAUGAUCAUGACACUGGGAAUGGGCCUGAUGAUCAACCUGGAAAUUGACAUGAACUGGGCAAAAUUGAUCUCUUUCCAGACACUGACAGGAAUUGGGGUUGGCUUGAACUUUGAAGGUCCCUUGUUGUCUGUUCAGGCUGUUGUGCCGCAUAAGGACGUUGCGGCCGCGACCACGGCGAUGGGCUUUAUCCGAACACUGGCCUCAGGGAUAUCCGUUGUCAUUGGCGGGAUACUUUUCCAGAACGGAAUGAAAGGCGAAUAUCAGACUCUUGAAGAUAGUCUGGGUCCCGACCUAGCCAGGUUGUUCAAUGGUGCGUCUGCGUCUGCGAGCGUUGAUCUGAUCAAGACCUUACCGACAGAGUCGCAGCUUGUCGUGAGGACAGCAUUCUUCAAUGCUCUCGACAAGAUUUGGAUAAUGUAUACUGCAUUCUCCGGUAUUGGUUUGUUGCUCAGUUUCUUUAUGAAAGCGCAUCAUCUCAGCAAAGAUCAUCAGGAAGCGCACUUGGGCAUUCUCAAUGAGGCGCGGGAAUCAGACCAGGCAGGCGAGGUUGACUUUUCGACAGGCACCAGCGAGAGUCAGGAAAUGCGAUGCACCACUCCUAGACCCCGAGGUGUGUCAACAGCCUGA